CAGAGGAAACAGUGAAUCACAGCUUCAGAGGGGGGGGAGUCGAUCACAAUACACUUAGUGCACCCAAACCGAACACGCUUCUGCGCAGAGUGCUCCUCUCAACCACCAGCUUCUCAUUCAAAGUCAUCUCUUAUUGCUGUUUUACUUUUCUCAGUUUCAAGAACGAAAGAAAGACUGCAGGUUACUUUCGCACCUGAGAGACAAAGUUUGAGAAGAAGGGAGGCUGAAGUUUUGAGAGUGCACAUGGCUGCUCUGAUCAGCGCGUAUUCCUCCUGGCCGGAGAGUUUUGAGUGCUCUGCGGGAAACGGGGAAGUACCUGACGGACACACCUCCCACAGAGCUCCUGCGGACAAGGUGUCGGAGCCGCGCAUCAGGAGACCCAUGAACGCCUUCAUGGUGUGGGCCAAAGAUGAGCGCAAGAGACUCGCUGUUCAGAACCCAGAUCUCCACAAUGCAGAGCUAAGCAAGAUGCUGGGAAAGUCAUGGAAAGCUUUAACUCCACCGCAGAAGAGGCCAUAUGUUGAGGAAGCGGAGCGGCUGAGGGUGCAGCACAUGCAGGACUAUCCCAACUAUAAAUACCGUCCUCGUAGGAAGAAGCAGCUAAAGCGAAUCUGUAAACGCGUGGACCCUGGCUUCCUUCUGACCACACUAGGUCCAGACCAGAAUUCCCUACCAAAUCCGCGUGGCUGCUGUCACCCCCUUGAUAAAGAUGAUGAGAGUGGCGUGAGUGGCAGUUCUGGUUUCAGUUCUCCCGCUGCAGCUCUACCUGGUGUGAGGGUCUUCCGAGAUCCUGCAGGUUCCAAUAGCAGCUUCGAUACGUACCCAUACGGCUUGCCCACGCCACCUGAGAUGUCACCUCUGGACGCCUUAGAUCACGAACACCAAUCCUACUACUCACCCUCCAGCUCAGUCUCCACCAGCUCCUGCUCUUCUUCCACCUCUUGCCCGGAUGACAGGCAUCCCACCCCAGUCCACAUGAGCAGUCCACCCUCUUACCAUCCCGACUACUCCCAACAAGCAUCUUUGCACUGUGGGAGCGCACAUCUGGGCCACAUCCCGAUGCCUCACCAGGGAAGUGGGGCGACCCUCAUCCCUGCUCAUUCACUCUCUUAUUACAGCCCUUCAUUCCCCCAGGUUCAGAUUCAUCAUGGGCACCAGGGGCAUCUGGGCCAACUCUCACCGCCUCCGGAACAGGGGCACCUGGAAAGUCUGGACCAGCUGAGCCAGGCUGAAUUGCUGGGAGAGGUAGACAGGGAUGAGUUUGACCAGUACUUAAAUUCCACUAGUUAUCACCCUGAGCAGGGUGGGAUGACAGUCACAGGACACAUCCAAGUAACGCCAGUUUCCGUUUGUUCUAGCAGCGCAACGGAAACCAGUCUCAUCUCUGUGUUGGCCGAUGCCACGGCAGCCUACUACAACAACUACAGCAUUUCAUAAAUGGCAAAAUUAACAAAGACAAUUAGUACAGAAAGAGACUGUGGGCUUUACAUGGGUCAGCAAUAUAACUAGCAGGUAAACAAAAGGGGGCUGUGGAGGGAGCCGAAAAAAGAGAAGCUACAGGAAGUCAAUGGACACCUCAGGGAUGCACAGACAAAAAAAACAAACCUAAAGUUCAUUCCCAUCUUUGUUUCCAAAAGAGGAACGGAAGUAAAAAAAAAAAUAAAAUGGACAAACAUAGAAAUGCUCAUAUCUUGCCACAAAAGCAUGUACAUAUGCUAUAAAGCUUAUUUAUACAUAUAUAUAUAUAUAUAUAUAUAUAUAACUGCUUUGCAUUAAAGCUUAUUGUGUUGCUUUUAUUCACUCCAGAAAUAUAUAUAUAUAUAUAUAUAUAUAUAUAUAUAUAUAUAUAUAUAUAUAUAUAUAUAUAUAUAUAUAUAUAUUCUUUUUAUUUUUUUAAACCUCAAUUGUUUUACCUCAAGAAUGAUUUAAGUGAGGCUUGUCUCUUCUGCAUAUCUUUUAUAGGAUAUAGUUUUGAAGGAUAUUCUUCAGUUGCCCUUUUUUCCCCCUUUACCUUCAUUUAAAAAUAUAUGUACUCAUAAACAGUUAAUAUAAUAAUAAUAUUAAAUACUUCUGUAUGCCAGUUAAAGUUUUUCACAUUAACUUAAUUCAAAUAAAAUACUGAGUUUAUACAUUUUGCGUUCUCAUCUUUGAUAUCUUUACCCAUUUCAAUAACAGGCAGAUAAACAUAGCACUGAAACAAUAUUGAGGUUUGAACAAUGUCCUAUUUGACCGAUCUUGAUGAUGGAUUUGACAGAUUUCAUAAUGAAUUGCAUUGUGUAUACCCAUAUAAGCACAGUGCUGUGUCUGUUGGUCUGGACAUAAGACAACAUUUUUUUGCAGAUACUCUUCAUUGUUUUGUGAAAUAUUAAAACAGAAUAUUCUGAGGUCCCAUCUGAACUAGACGUCACAAAAAAACAAAACAAAAAAAAAAACAAAAAAAAAAAAUAUAUAUACUGUAAAUACUGGUCAAAAGACUCAAGCUUUAAUAACAGAGAGACCACACUUUGACUUCUAUUGUAAAGCUGCUCUUUUAUCUGUUCAAUAGUAUUAUUAUUAUUAGUAGUAGUACUAGUAUGAUAUAAACUGCUUCAUAGGAACUGCUUUAUGGGAAAUAUUUUAUAUACAGCUAAACUAUUUGUUUUCAUAAAUUUAGAAGCUUUUUGCACUGAUUUAUUUCAGUUAGUAUUGAUUUGUUGUAGCAAAAUUUUAAGUCCCCGCAAGGACCUGCAACCAGAUGUAAAAAACCCUUAAGUUAAGAAAAUCUUUAGUCAAUAUGGGUUUUCUUAACUUGCAACCAGGCUCAGACCUCUACAAUUUGGUGUACUGUGUACGACAGGCCGUUGCCAUCACCACUGCACUGGAAACUGGCGGUAACCAACCUGCGUUCCCAUUUUGCUAUCACCAACACCCAUUAUACACUCAGUUUCACUCCUCCGCAGAUCAGAGGAUUAGUGUAAAACAGGCUCUGCUGUUUUUCUCCCCGCCUCCAUUUCCACAGGCCUUUUGUUUCCCCCUGUCUUAUUCUGGGUGCGUGUCUUAAGCAGAAUGUUGGAACUCCCCUCCCCUGCCUGUCCUAUCUUGCUGAUGCAGACUUUCAUAAUCUCUGCGAAAUAUAUAAAUACACCUUGUCCCCGUCAACUGUUUUACAUGUUCAUCAUUUUUUAUUUUUCUCCCUCCAUCUCUUUGUCUCUCUUUUCAAAUUCCUCCUUUUUUUGAUAAAAGGAAUCUGAAGUGGGGGAAAGAGGGAGGUGGUGGCGGGCGUUUGACAAAUCCUGGAGUCUGGCUUGGUCUUCCUGCGUUUUUUGGGAACGGUUGAGUCGUGGUUCUUGUAAAAAGGAUGUGGCGGAGAGGCAGUGUUUCCUGCCUGAUAAGAGUAAAGCCUCUCUCCAUCAGGAUGUUUGGGCCCUGGCUGGUCCCUGCAUUAAAAGAGCCCAUGGUGAGGGAAAGGGAACCUGCUGUUCAUUUUAGCAGAGAGGAAAUAUGGCUCUUGUUGAUGAAUAUCUCACACUGUGGUUUUUUGGGCUUCAAUUUGACUCUCCUCUGGUCUGGCCACACACCUGGCUCAGCACAGAUUUCUUAAUCUGUCUCCGUCAGUGGCAACAAAGACAAGUGACAGUAGCUCAUGGUUAUGAUGUGAUUUGUGAAUCAUGCUGUUGUACUUAUUGUUUAAGAAACAUUUCAGUCAAUGUCUGAUUCAGUGUACUCAACUUUGGUCCAUAUAGUCAAUAAAAUGUGAACAUUCA
This is a messenger RNA of Myxocyprinus asiaticus (Chinese sucker), 3743 nucleotides long. It is a transcript of the gene sox7, whose product is annotated as SRY-box transcription factor 7. NCBI's taxonomy places the organism in Eukaryota, Metazoa, Chordata, Actinopteri, Cypriniformes, Catostomidae. Bases 244 to 1437 code for a protein of 397 amino acids. Gene Ontology annotation, molecular function: DNA-binding transcription factor activity, RNA polymerase II-specific; RNA polymerase II cis-regulatory region sequence-specific DNA binding. The record is from RefSeq and is a predicted model, not a curated record. Gene Ontology annotation, biological process: anatomical structure morphogenesis; regulation of DNA-templated transcription; cell differentiation. The transcript has 2 exons.